Molecule: messenger RNA, 3884 nt
Organism: Orycteropus afer afer
Lineage: Eukaryota; Metazoa; Chordata; Mammalia; Tubulidentata; Orycteropodidae
Source: RefSeq, a predicted model, not a curated record
GAAGUAAACAGGUCAUGGCACGUUUAACAAAAAGACGACAGGCGGAUACAAAAGCUAUCCAGCAUCUUUGGGCAGCUAUUGAGAUUAUACGGAACCAGAAGCAAAUUGCCAACAUUGACCGUAUUACAAAGUAUAUGUCUCGAGUCCACGGUAUGCAUCCAAAAGAGACCACCCGUCAGCUGAGCUUAGCUGUGAAAGAUGGUCUUAUUGUUGAAACUCUAACAGUGGGCUGCAAAGGUUCAAAAGCUGGUAUUGAACAAGAAGGAUAUUGGUUGCCAGGAGAUGAGAUUAGCAUUAAGAAGAAAAAUACAAACAAACAGGAGAUGAGCACAUACCUGAGAUUCAUUGUCUCCCGCAUGAAGGAGCGGGCUAUAGAUCUUAAUAAAAAGGGGAAAGACAAUAAACAUCCAAUGUACAGGAGGCUGGUACAUUCAGCUGUUGAUGUUCCCACCAUACAAGAGAAAGUGAAUGAAGGGAAAUACCGAAGUUAUGAAGAGUUCAAAGCUGAUGCUCAACUGCUUCUCCACAACACAGUUAUUUUCUAUGGAGCAGAGAGUGAGCAAGCUGACAUAGCAAGGAUGCUAUAUAAAGACACAUGCCAUGAGCUGGAUGAACUACAGCUUUGCAAGAAUUGCUUCUAUUUGUCAAAUGCUCGCCCUGACAAUUGGUUCUGCUAUCCUUGUAUACCUAAUCAUGAGCUGGUCUGGGCUAAAAUGAAAGGUUUUGGGUUUUGGCCAGCCAAAGUCAUGCAGAAAGAGGACAAUCAGGUUGACGUCCGCUUCUUUGGUCACCAUCACCAGAGGGCCUGGAUUCCUUCUGAAAAUAUACAAGACAUCACUGUUAACAUUCACCGGUUGCACGUUAAGCGCAGUAUGGGUUGGAAAAAGGCAUGUGAUGAGUUGGAAUUGCAUCAGCGUUUCCUUCGUGAAGGAAGAUUUUGGAAGUCUAAGAAUGAGGACCGAGGUGAGGAAGAGGCAGAAUCCAGUAUCUCCUCCACAAGUAACGAGCAGCUGAAGGUCACUCAGGAACCAAGAGCAAAGAAAGGACGACGUAAUCAAAGUGUGGAACCCAAAAAAGAAGAACCAGAGCCUGAAACUGAAGCAGUGAGUUCUAGCCAGGAAAUUCCGACAAUGCCUCAGCCAGUAGAAAAAGUUUCAGUUUCUACUCAGACCAAGAAGUUAAGUGCCUCUUCUCCGAGAAUGCUGCAUCGAAGCACUCAGACCACUAAUGAUGGAGUGUGUCAAAGCAUGUGCCAUGACAAAUACACCAAAAUUUUCAAUGACUUUAAAGACCGAAUGAAAUCUGAUCACAAGCGAGAAACUGAAAGAGUUGUACGAGAAGCUCUAGAAAAGCUGCGUUCUGAAAUGGAAGAAGAAAAAAGACAAGCUGUAAAUAAAGCAGUAACCAAUAUGCAGGGUGAGAUGGACAGAAAAUGUAAGCAAGUAAAAGAAAAGUGUAAAGAAGAAUUUGUAGAAGAAAUUAAGAAGCUAGCAACACAGCACAAACAACUAAUUUCUCAGACCAAGAAAAAACAGUGGUGCUACAACUGUGAAGAGGAAGCCAUGUACCACUGUUGUUGGAACACAUCAUACUGUUCAAUCAAGUGUCAGCAAGAGCACUGGCAUGCUGAACACAAACGUACCUGUCGUCGGAAAAGAUGAAAGCUGUAUUCUUCCUGGAGAAUCACCCCGAUGAUUACUGUUCUCAGACACAGCGGUUUUUGUUUCCAAGAAGCCAAAAUUGUUUAGAAUUUGCUUCCCAUUUUGCACCAGCCUUUAAACACUUUUCGUGAAGAAAUUUUGCACAGUAGUUUAAAUCUUUUGUUAAUGCUCCUCCAGAGUUUUUCAGGAGGUAAAAGUAACAUCAGUGGAGGGUAUUAUUUUAAAUAAAUUAUAAUUGAGAAUUUGUUGCAUUUUCAGCAAAUUUUAAAACAUUUUUAGGUUUUCCAGAGAUUUUAACCUUUAAACAACAAAUCUUUAAAAAAAAAAAAAAAAAAACAGGUGAAUACAAGUGAGUUUAACAAAGAAACAUUUAAAAUAGAUCUGAAUGUAAGAACUACACAGAACUGCUUCAGAAAUAAAACAUACUACCUUGAUGUAACAUUUAUUUCUUAACCUUGUUGAGCUGGUUUUGUUCAGCUUAAUUUACUGUUUAAAGGCAUUAUCUAUUGGUUAUGCCAGUGGGUAUAUGAUUGAAUUUAGGGAACAGGGUUGACACAGCAGGUGCUAGUCCUGCAUAUUUUUUCUUAAAUAUUUCCCAAUUGUGUUUUUCAUUAUUUCUUUUCAAUAUAUAACUUUUAUAACAAAUUAUUAGCUUUGAUCUUGUAGUUUAAAAUUGCAGGGAACUGGGGUAAUCUUUUACUGAGCUGGAUCUUAGAGAAAAUGAAUAUUUAAAUUUUAAAGUUUGCACAUUUCGUCUUUGUCCUAACAUGAGUGCUUGUAACAAAGUAAAUAAACAACAAAAAUAAAACAAAAAGCCAAAAACUACCUUUACCCAUAUGUGAAAUGAUCAAUGAGGCAUUCAAAUUUCUUUAAUGCUUCCCUUCCCUCUCCAAAUAUCAUCUGACUGCCUAUUAUCUGGUGUCACCUAGUAUAUUGUAAGUAAGUUAAUACUAAAAGGAAAGAAAGCACUUAAGUUUCACAGAAGCCGUUAUGUUUGUAGUAAUGGGUCAUUGCCUAUUAAUGAACUCCAUCACUGUACACAGAAUGAAGAAUAAUGCAUGUUAAUUUUGUUGUAUUAAAGAUGCCGUGAUUUGUAAAAAGUCUGUAUUUUGCGGAAUGUCUGGAUUAAGAAGCAUUACAAUAGGAAUGGAUCGAUAGUUGAAUAAUGAUUUUUUUUUUUAUAUAUAUACAUAGAUAUAUAAAAUACAGCCAGGAAAACUUAAAUUACUUUAAAAAAAAAAAGAAAAAAGUCACAAUUUACGUUUUUUCAAAGGCUGACUGAUCUUAGACCAAGUCAAAUUCCCAUUUAUCAUUUAGUUAUUUUUUGAGGUUAGAGAAAUAAUUUGUAAAUAUUUAUUUAGAUCUUUGAUAUUUAUUAAAGCAAUUACACAUAAUGGAAGUGAAAGAAUCAGGAGAAAAGCCUUUAAAAAAGUUUUCUCUAGGUUUGUCAGGGUCACUCUAAAGAUAAAAAUAUAACUAAGUCUUCUGUGAAAUAAUCAUCCAUCCAGUCCUGAGACUGUUGCAGAUGGUGGUGACACAAGUUAAUUGACAAGCUACUGCCAAAUGGUGCACAAUAUUUUGUAAUAAUGACAUGGUAGCCCAUUUCAAAUGAUAUACCUAAAUUAUUCAGUAACUUGGAUGAUUACCCAUCCUUGUUACUGUGUAAUUAACCAUGUUGCCACAGUGUUGUGGUACUGAUUGAAUAAUAAUAAUACAUUAUAAUCAAGAAAAGUUAACCUUCUUUGAUUGUUUUUAAGUUUUAAAACUUCGAUCCACCCCUAUGAGAGCAAGUUAUUGUGGAAAUAUUUUUGGUGUAAAAUCAUUCCAGAGUAUGUAAUAUUUAACUGAUAGCUGCAUGAAAGUAAGAUUCGUGUUACUUUGGCUUUUUUGUCUCUGUUGACACGGUUGCACAUUUCCAAGUUACUACAGCGUGAAAACUGUGUGUUAAAAAACAAAAAAACAAAUUAAAAAAAGAGAUUGUGGCCUGGUUUUGUAAAAGUUUUAGGUAAAAUUACAAUUGAUUGUUUUAGGAAUCAUUAAAAAAUUUCUGCAAAUCAUAAAGCUAUAUUAAGGUGUUGAGCUUAGCCACUAUGCACAUUGUAAUUACUCAUUGUGGCUGUUCAGUUCUAUGAUGCAUUCUGGCAUUUUGUAAGCUGCUCUGACUAGCAAUAUAUAGAUUCAUUUAAUGUGUUAACAUUGGUUAAUAAAUGUAUUUAAAAAAAA